AUGGUGGUGUGGGCCAGCGUCCUAGGAGCUACGCAGCUUCCCCACGGAGAUGUUCUCGUGGAAGGUGAAACAGAGGGGGGAGAGUGGCAGGUGGCGAGAACGCUCUGCAGUUUUAAAGGGGGUAAGGUCCCUAUCUGCAGCAAACAAGAUCUGGUGCUGACCCCCACAGACUCUAACACCAUUGAAGUGGAUGUCCGGUCGACUCCCACCCCUCCACCCGCCACAGCCAGUCCGUUUCAACUAAACUCUGUCGAGCACCUCAACCCAGCCCAACUGCACAAAGUGGAGGAGCUGCUGCAGCGGUGGAGCUCAGUGUUCGCAACAAGUGAGGAUGAUUUCGGCCGCACAAGUGCAGUGUUGCAUCAGAUCCCAACGGGGACUGCUCCACCAAGCAGAGAAAGGACGUCAUGCUCGGCUGCCAGUGGAAAUUGCAACAGGAGCCCCAUCUGA
Messenger RNA from Knipowitschia caucasica, 450 nucleotides. The record is from the annotation of a GenBank genome assembly. Lineage: Eukaryota; Metazoa; Chordata; Actinopteri; Gobiiformes; Gobiidae.